Messenger RNA from Triplophysa dalaica, 5421 nucleotides. RefSeq names its product matrin 3-like 1.2 (gene matr3l1.2). NCBI's taxonomy places the organism in Eukaryota, Metazoa, Chordata, Actinopteri, Cypriniformes, Nemacheilidae. The coding region runs from base 1827 to 5183 and encodes 1118 amino acids. Gene Ontology annotation, cellular component: nucleus. Gene Ontology annotation, molecular function: RNA binding; zinc ion binding. The record is from RefSeq and is a predicted model, not a curated record. The transcript is spliced from 20 exons.
CAAUCAAAGAUCAGAGGAUAUUACAGCACUUCUUUUUUUAAUCUCAGAUUACAUUAAAUCAUAUUCAUGAGCCAACGUUUGCAGGGUUUGGUUCGGCCUUGUCACGCCUGUAUUAUGCCUGUCUUUCUUUCACUUUUCUCACUGCAACUCGUGGUUAGCAUGGCUACAUUCUUUUAUCUAAAUCUUUAUGAUAUUAGUAAAUAUCUGUGUUAUUUAGGACAAACUAGUAAUCCGUGUACGUCAUAUGAUUUAUUCGUGCAAGGUCGGAACGUCGUGGCGCAACGUCCGAGUUAAAUCCCCUUUAGCUCGUCUUGUUGUUUUAAAUUGCUUGCAUGUUUUAAAAAAAUGCUGGUAGAUCCAGUGUAACGUUAGUUAACAGGCUGUCGAAUGUCUGCUUGGAAGGCCAAUGACUGUAUAUUUUUUCGGUUUUACUUUCAAUAAAACCGAAACGGAAUGGUUUACGGAUAUUUUUGUGUGCUGUGCGGACUUUGACAGAAUUUAUAUUUUGUGAUAAAGCAUCAGAUUAAGGUAAACUAUGAACAGGGUUAUCAAUCGAGAUAUCAGUGCAUCGCGAUGACAUCAGUACAGUAAUAUUUGUAAAGCAAAGCAUUUCAAGGUCGAUAGUUGAUGUUUAACGUGUCCAUUGAAUUUUUGCUCACGAACGUUCAAUAAUUAGAUCGACUUCAGUGGAAAAAGGUAGUUUUAUAUGUGUAUUUUGGACUGAUUGUGUGUUUUUUUUUUUCGAGCACUCCUUUUCACUGGUCACUAAUUCUUUUGAAAUACUGCUGAUGUGACAUGAAUUUUAAAAGUUCCUAAACUGCAUCUGUCAAUGGUCCUAAUCUGGAAUUCGUACAGUGUACAAUUUUAAUCAUGAGAAAAAUAACUUAUUAAAAGAAAAGUAUUCACUUUUUCUUUUAUUAUUUGUGUGUGCUGUGCCUACACAAUAACUUUUUUGCUCAUACUAAACAGACAUCCAAGAUGUAUUUUUGAGGCAAUGUCCUCAUCCUUUUUUUUGUCCAACUUCUAAAGUCUCAUUGAAAAUAGCCCCCACGAUAACUAAUCAUUUUAAAUUUAUUUGCAUGUACAUUUUCACUUCUUUGCGAGAAGAUGCAAGUCUUGUUCACCAAAUGUGUUCUGUUCAGAUAAUCUCUCUUUGCACCCUAUUGUGUUUUACUUCUAGUCCAGCUAUUGCAGCUUGCUGCUAUGAAAACACUUUUGUGGGGUUGCAUUUGAUUUUUUGGAAGUUGUAUGGUUGAGUCCAUAACAGAUUAGCUUUAUCUGUUCUCCAUCAGAUUUGUUUCCAUUCCUGGAUGUGCCGUUAUUUAGAAUUAGUGCCAUUUGUCCUUGGUUUCUUCUUGGCCAAGAAUUUGCAUUACAUUCCCUGUCUUUCCUGGCCACGUUUAAGGAUCUAAAUUUGAUUCAAAUUCUUUUUCCUAUUGUACCUUCCAUAAAAAUACUUGUUACUUGUAUUGCUGGAACUUUUGAAUCUUCAUUUAAUGGUGUAAUUGGUCACCAAACUGUCCAUUUGUACCUCUGUUGCAUUUUAAUGAUAUUUGACCUUUAUUACCUACAUUGUGUCAGUUAUGGAGCUUACUGUCUUGCUUUCCUCUACCCCUGCUAACCAUUUUCGUGAGCAUUCUAGAAAUCAUUGCUCCAUUGUGUUUCUGCAGACUCGUUUCAUUCAGGAGGACCAAUCUUAUCCCUCAAGAUAAGUCUCUUUGAGAUCCAGACUUGUAUUCCAGACGGAUUGUCUUUAUGCGGACAUUUUUUGAUUCACUUUGUUUCUCUUAAUUCCCGCUCAUCUGAGAUUGUAUCAUUUCUAAGCCAUGUCCCAAAAGCUGACCAGUGAUGGUGCUCAGAAAGGCUUUGCUGUUGGCCGCGGGCUUCUGGCUGCUGCUGAGACUCUGAACUUUAGUAUGGGUGAGACGCACUCCGAUCACUACGGGUCCUCUUCCCAGUCACACAGCAGCAUGGCUAGUUUGGUCGGUGGCGAGGGAAAAGACCACGACUCCCAGCUGUCUCGACGAUCGGGCAGCCACAUUAGCAAUACCAUGAAACUCUUUGCCAGCCUUGGUCUGUCACCGACUGAUUUAGAUGCACUGGCACAAGUUCCAGAGGAGAACAUCAGCGUGGAGACCUUGCCCCAUCUUAUCAUGCAACUUAAGAACCGCAAAAUGGAAACCGGUCGCCGCAUGCCUAGCGAUCUGUCGAUCCGCUCUUCUGAGACUUCAUACAGAGGAGACCGAGAAGAUUGGAGUGAUAUGCAGGGCGGAAGAAUGGAGCGUUCUGGUGGGCAGUCUCAAAGCCGCUCACAGGGCGAAUUCGGUUAUAGUUCCAUGCGAGACUCGUCCGGUCGAGGGUAUGACAUUUUAGAUUACGGCAGCAGUGGCAGCAAAGACCGCCAAUAUUCUGAGCUUUCCAGUGAUUCCUACCGUGGCCUUGGCAUGUCCACGACAUCAGCAUCUGAUGACAUGUUCAUACAGAGAAGAAUGGGCACCCCGUCUCAGGGCAAAGUACAAGAUUUCUUGGGGGUCAUGCCCCUCAUGUUUCCCCAUGUGUGUGCCCUUUGUGAUUUUGAUGUGCACUCUACCAUGGAAUGGACUCAGCACACAACUGGCAUUCGUCAUUCUGAAAACCGCAGACUCCUCCUGCAAAUGUACCCGGACUGGGAUCCCCACAUGCCCUCUAGUCGCAUGUCGACGUCCAUUUCGCUCAACACAAAGAACCGUUCUGAUGGGUUGCUGGGAGCAGCGCCAGUCGGUGUUGGACUACAGAGAACAGGGAUGAGCUCCAACUGGGGUUCUAAUACCACUGUGGGAAUGACAAGUAAAACAACGUCAUAUUCGACAGCACCCAAGAUAAGAAGUAGGGUGGUCGUGGCAAAAUAUGAAAGAAAACCACUGUCCUCAAACAGCCUGUUCGCUUUGGCCAAACCCUUUGGCACGAUCCGAGAGCAUCUAGUACUGAAGAACAAGGCUUUCCUGGAGAUGCAGACCCAUGAAGAAGCUUUGGCCAUGGCUAAUCAUUACCAGCGUAAACCUGCCAUUUUGCAUGGGAAAGAGAUACAGAUUUAUUUGUCAAAGGAACUGCUGGUCAUUGAGAAAUCUGGAAAACCUGCAAAGAUACCAGAAAGUCCGGUGGUGUUUUUCUCCAAUUUGCCACAAGGGAAUGAAAAGAAAAUGGAGCUUCUCACUAUAGCUCGUCGAUUUGGCAUCGUUGAGAAACAUCUGUUCCUGAAUGAUGAGGCAUUUGUUCAAAUGAGCAAUCCAGAAGAUGCUGAAAUGCUGGUCAAGUACUAUACUCUCCAUCCAUUGACUAUCAACAGAAGAUCCAUCAGGCUGAACAUCUCUACAAAGUACAAGACUCUAAGGAUCUCACAAGGCAGGGGUGGACAAGGAGCGGAGGAGCCCACCCGCAGGACCAGCUGUAGCGCCAGCAGAUCUGGUGACAAACCUUCAUCAAAAAGCCAGAGGUCAUCUAGUUCCAAAGCCAGAGAAAAUUCACCUGAGAAAGAAGCGGAAUCAAAGCAGGAAGGUGAACCUGAGGUCCAAGGAGAUGGGUCAGGAGACGAAGAAACCGAUGUUAUGGAAGCACGUGAUGGAGACGAAGAGGCAUUAGAUGAAGAGCCUGAGGAUGCCAUCCUAUCCGGUGACCCAGAAGAAACCAGUAAACAAUCACCAGAUCCUGAUACCAACAUAAAGCAAGAAAACUCUGAAGACAAGCAAGGCUCUGAAAACGCGGAUAUUCUGGAAGACCAGGAAAACACUGAGGUGAAACAGGAGGAGGCUCAGAAGGAGGAAACUGCGCUUUCUGAGGCAGAGCAGGAGGAGGAGAAUGCAGAUAAGCUUCCUACUGAUUCCGAGGAACAGAAUGACGAACAAGUAGAGGAUGAGGUUCCUGAAGAAGACGAUACCCAUCAGGAGAGUCAUGGUGAAAUUGACUUUCCUGAGAACUUGGAUGAGUUUGUUACUCUUGAUGAGUUAGCAGAGGAGGAGGACUCUGAGAGACAAGACUCAAAGUCUAGAGCUAAAAACCCUUCAGGAAGCACCAAGGACGAUGGAGGAUUGAGAGUUGUCAAUGUUGUUGGCUUUAAGCGUGGCUUUGGUUAUCUUGAUGAAAUUCUUGCUCUAGCAAAGCCGUUUGGGACAGUGGUGCGGCAUCUGGUCCUGGACGUGAGGCCGGAGGCCUUUCUUCAACUUGCCAAUGAACAGGAGGCAAGAGCAAUGGCUGGUUUCUACAGUGGGAAUGUCAUGCCAUCUGUGUGUGGAAAACCAGUAAAGGUUUACCAUUCACAGAGUUAUCCGACCAUCCAGAGUGGCCGAGUCAUCUACAUUGGUAACAUUCCACAAUUCAAAGCAUCAGAUGCGGCAAUUCUAAAAAUCGCUGAGCCAUUUGGAAAAAUCAGAAGAUACUUUCUGAAUCGAUUACGCAAUGAGUGCUUCAUUGAGAUGGAAAGAGGGGAAGAUGCUGAGAAAAUGGCAGUAGCCUACAGGGAAAAUCAACCUAAAUUUGAAGGCAAACGUCUGCUUGUCUAUGUCAGCAGGAAAUAUAAGCAACUGAAACAUGGACACAGACCUCCAAGCCAAGAGUCUGAGGAGAAACGCCCAUCCAAGAGGGAACGACCUGAAGAAGAUGAGGCCCAGAGCAGCAGCUCUACCAAAAGUACCACCAAGCAAGAUGAAGAACCUUCUCCUAAAAAGGUUAAAGUGGAAAAGCCUGCCACUGAUAAACCUGAGGAGGUGAAGAAACAGGAAGUAAAGGAAAGUGUUUCUCUGGUAACUGCUCCAGAGAUGAACAAAGAACCAGAUGAGGAACAAAACAGUGAGACACCAGAGGUCCAGAAAAUGCAAACUGAACCUGAAACUAAAGAUGAGGCUGUUGUUACGCCCCCUGUUGCCGUGUCAGACAAGAGUUUGGAAACUGAGGAAAAAGAUAAUACAUUUGCAGCACCUGAAAAAAAGCUGGAAACUAGCCUUGCUACUCUUGGGCCACAUGACCCUAACGUCCCAGUUGGUGUGGAGUUUGUGAAGAUGGGAUACUACUGCAGAGUCUGCUUCUUGUUUUACUCUAAUGAGGAAACAGCUAAGAAGGUUCACUGCUGCAGUCAAGCACACUACGAUAAACUUAAGAAAUAUUUGGAAAAGGAGAAAGCCAAAGCACAGACUAAUGGAGGAAAGAAGUGAACCGUUGCCGCUUGAUAUAACCGAUAUGAUUUUAUUCUAAGAUGACGUGAAAUGUUUAAACGGUGUAUCCAAUGUUUGAUUUUUCCUUAAAAAAUUGUUAGACUGAGAAAUUGCUUUUUUUUGCUGAUGAAUGACAAUUACGUAAAAAGCAUUGUAAAUGUGUAGUUUGACAUUUUAUGCCCUGAAUGCUACUGCAGUCUCUUUGUUUUUCCUCUUAUUAAACAAAACAUUCCUCAGA